AGCUGCUUAAAUGUCACGUUUGUUUUACGUUGCACUUGCUCGAUUUGUGUGUGAGGUUGAGUUUUCUGAAGUAUUGUUGCAAAUUAUUACGAAAUAAAAAAUGGAUCAGUGGCUCUCCGAAGGAUUAUCGAAAAUACUAGAUUUUGAAGUUCCUGAAGACCUUAUAAAGUAUAUAUUAUCAAUCAACAAUGAAAAUGAUUUAAAUGAAUACCUUAAAACCUUAUUAGACUUCGACAAUUCUCAGCAUAAGAACUUUUACUUAGAAUUGGUCAAAAAGAAAUUUCCUUUAAGAGCCGGUACUCAAACAAGGCAACAAAAGAAAAAAAUAGCAAAAAAUAAGCAGCAACAAGAUUUUACCAGCUCAGAAACAAAUACCUCGAGUCAAGUCGCUGAAACAGACACAAAAUCUAAGAAGAAAACUAAAUAUGUGAAUUUGUAUUCACAAGAGGGGAAAAAUGCUCAAGUUGUUCUAUUAAAAGGUCGACAUCACUGUGAAUGUCAAGCAUCAAAACAUGAACUCAUAAAUAACUGUUUGCAGUGCGGUCGAGUGGUUUGCAAGCAGGAGGGUUCAGGGCCGUGUCUGUUUUGUGGCAAUUUAGUUUGUACACCAGAGGAACAAAGGGAGAUAAAUGCCAAGACCAAAUCCAGCGCUAAGUUGAUGGAGUCUCUGAUGGAGAGGACUCGUCCUAAAGGUUGGGAAGCAGCUGUCUCUCAUAGAAAUAAACUCCUUGAGUAUGAUAGGACCAGUGAGCGUCGCACGCGUGUCACAGACGAUGACAGUGAUUACUUCAGUGCCAAUAGCGUGUGGUUGAGUGCCAGUGAACGAGAGAAACUACAAAAGUAUCAAACUUCUCUACACGAGAAAAAACAUGGUUCCAGGCUAAAUAAGAAGAUGACGUUCGAUUUUGCUGGACGUCAAAUCGUCGAAGACAAUACGAUUGAGCAUGAAGUAGACGAAGAACGUAUUCAUCAAAUAACGAACAGUAAUGAUACAAACAGCGUUCAAAUGUUGCGACCAGAUAUUUUGACUAAUUCAUCAGGUGAUAGGGACGUCGCGCCUGGUGUGAACUCGCCUUUAUUACAGUUCGAUGAAUCGGUAGAGAAUCACAGUUACUCAUCUGUUGCUAAGUCAACCUGGGCUCAGUCAUCUCGUAUCCAAGAUUUAGAACUACAGGAGAUGUCUGACACCGGCAAGUGUCUAUCAAUGCACCAGCCCUGGGCCUCUUUACUUGUGGAGGGUAUUAAAUUACAUGAAGGUCGCACGUGGUAUACGAGUCACCGCGGUCGUCUGUGGAUAGCGUCCACUGUGAAAGCUCCAGAUCAAGAUGUCGUCCGGGCACUAGAGAACCAGUACAAGGUUCUUUAUCCGGAUAAGCAAUUCAAGUUUCCAUCCUUCUACCCGACUGGCUGUCUGCUCGGCUGUGUCAAUGUUGACGACUGUUUGCCUCAAGAGGAGUAUUCUAAAAAAUAUCCAGACGGUGAAAGUGACAGUCCCUACGUGUUUAUUUGUUCAAAUCCGGUCAGUCUGAGACUACGGUUCCCCGUAAAGGGGCAGCAUAAAAUUUAUGCUUUGGAUAAAACUAUUCACCAAGCGGCGGUUAAAUGUAUACAGAAAAUGGCAAAGAUGCAGGCGGAAGAAGCAAAUGCAGGCUGAUAUAAUUAUACGGCUAAAUUUGAAAUUAUUAUUUAAUUUAUAGUAAAUAAAACUAUUAUUCCAUUAA
Molecule: messenger RNA, 1721 nt
Organism: Melitaea cinxia (Glanville fritillary)
Lineage: Eukaryota; Metazoa; Arthropoda; Insecta; Lepidoptera; Nymphalidae
Product: activating signal cointegrator 1
Exons: 12
Coding region: 101-1654 (517 amino acids)
Biological process (GO): positive regulation of DNA-templated transcription
Cellular component (GO): nucleus
Molecular function (GO): transcription coactivator activity; zinc ion binding
Source: RefSeq, a predicted model, not a curated record